UUUUUGGUGUUUGAAAGAUUUGUGUGUUGAGUUGCUCAUGUAAAGCUGUGUGAUUAUUCUUCAGGCCUUCCUUUGACGGAGUUCCUUUUCAAUAAUAUGAGUUGGAAUUACGAUCCUCGAACCUUUAGUGUCUAUGUUUUUAGGACGAGUUUCGUCGGUUUGUUCUUUAUAAAUCGGAUUUAACGCGCGGCAAAUUUUCCUAGGAGGAGUAUGGGGGAGUUUUUGUGGAUUUCUUACUUGAUUAUGAUAUGAAUAGCUCACGAAAUAUUUUCUGUUCCUUGCAGUCGCUUUCUGCGUUCUCUAGGUCCACAAGAGCUCACUAAACAAGGUACAUGGUUGAUUCGGAAGUUCCGAUUCCCACUCCCUUUGAUCCAUUCGCUGAAGACAAAGAAUCGGAUGCUCCGGGAGCCAAAGGGUAUGUGCAUGUCAGGAUACAACAGAGGAAUGGAAAGAAGAGUCUGACCACCGUUCAAGGACUGAAGAAAGAGUACAGCUACGAGAAGAUCCUCAAGGACCUCAAGAAGGAGUUCUGCUGCAACGGCAACGUUGUGCAGGACAAGGAGCUGGGCAAGAUCAUUCAGCUUCAGGGUGAUCAGCGCAAGAACGUCUCUCAAUUCCUGGUCCAGGCCGGUCUGGUCAGGAAGGACCAGAUUAAGAUUCAUGGUUUUUAAACGUUGAGGUUCUGCUUACCGGUAGCUUGCGACAAUCAGGCGGGUGGGUUCGUUUCGUGUAUUUAUCUUUUUGUGUGUGAAGUUCGAUGAGUGAAUUUGAAAUAAUUAUAAGUGAUUUUUCUUAAGUUAUAGCGGAUGUAAUAUGGAUGGAUGUAGGAAGCCCACCUUGUGUUCAAGAAUAAUACAUGAUGAUACUAUCAUUUGGAGGA
Molecule: messenger RNA, 880 nt
Organism: Neltuma alba
Lineage: Eukaryota; Viridiplantae; Streptophyta; Magnoliopsida; Fabales; Fabaceae
Product: protein translation factor SUI1 homolog 2
Exons: 1
Coding region: 333-671 (112 amino acids)
Biological process (GO): translational initiation
Molecular function (GO): translation initiation factor activity
Source: RefSeq, a predicted model, not a curated record